AUGGCCAAAGCAGUGGUGGCGGUGGCAAUGCUGGUGCUGGUGCUCGUGUGCUAUGCCGAGGCUGCUUGCAGCAACAAUUACAUUCAGCUGGCUGGCUGCCUGAAUGCGGUGAGCAGCAGCGCUGGCUACCCGGGCAGCUCGUGCUGCACUGCCGUCUCCCACUUCAAGAACGAUGUAAACUGCCUGUGCAGCACCCUGGUGGCAGCCAAAAACGCCGGAGUCAUCCGCAACAUGCCCAACGCUCUCACCGUGCCCAAGCGCUGCGGCUUCAAGAACAACAUCCCCAAGAACUUCCGCUGCGCUGGGAACACGAGCGAGAGUGUUGCUCUGUUGCAUGCGUUUAUCUCGACGUGA
Messenger RNA from Selaginella moellendorffii, 354 nucleotides. RefSeq lists its product as uncharacterized. Lineage: Eukaryota; Viridiplantae; Streptophyta; Lycopodiopsida; Selaginellales; Selaginellaceae. The transcript has 2 exons. Gene Ontology annotation, molecular function: fatty acid binding. The record is from RefSeq and is a predicted model, not a curated record. Gene Ontology annotation, biological process: systemic acquired resistance. Bases 1 to 354 code for a protein of 117 amino acids.